AUGCCAUUCGAGGGCUCGCGUUUGCCUCUGCCCCAGGGUUCCGUCGCUCCUUCAAAGAUUCCCAGUCCCGUUAAGCCAACGCCGCUCUCCGAAUCCAAAUCCGCCAACAUCAUGCCUAUGGAUCCGCCAAAGAUGACUACAACGGGCCUCAAGAAGGUUCCGGUAACUGGUGUUACGCGACCUAUAACCACAACGGCAACUGGCACACGCAAGACACUGGCGGAGCGUGCUGGCGAAACUCGCUCCAUGGCCGCACCACCUCGACCAUCCUCACGUACUGCAACCUCCGCGAGCGCAACCUCCGCUACUACUACCCUUAAGCGGUCACAAUCGGUCAAGGGAAUUUCGCGUGUCGCCGCAGCAGCUACCAGUAUCUCACGUACGACUACCACUCGCCCAGCCAGCGCCCUAGGAACAGCCCGUCCGCCGAGUGCAGCCUCCACUAGGCCCACAUCGGCUGCUGGAACGCGUCCAACCAGCGCGACCUCCAUGCGACCAGGCUCAAGCGGUUCGGCGAGCAGCAAAACCUCUACAACCACGGCGUCUGCCCCGGGAGGUACCAAAGCAAAACGUCCCGCGUGGGAUACAAAGGGUCGCCUCGAAGACAUGGAAAGCGCCUAUGCCGAACUCCGUACUCAAUUCGUAACUUCGAAGGCUUCUGCUGAGACUUCUACUGAAUUGCUCGAAUCGGAGCGAAGACGAAUUGCUGAACUUGAACUUGGCAGAGUUACAUUGACUGCACAGCGCGAUCAGCUGGAAGCAGAUGUUGCACGUGCGGACCGUAAGGUGAAAGAAUUGACGGAGGAUCUCGACGCGGAGAAGAGAGCUAGGCGUAUGGAGGCCGAAGAUUCCGAGCGCGCCAUCCGUAUGCUUCGUGACGACUUGGAGAGGAGAGAAAGAGCGACAAUUGAUGAAUUGAACCGAAGGUUCCGAGAGGAGAUUGCAACUGUUGAGUCGAAAGCUAAACGUGACAUUGAGGACAUGCAAUCACGAGCGGAGCGUGAAAUCCAUGAUGCUUUCGAGAAAACAAGGGUGGAGAAGGAACGAGUUCAUGCUGAACUAGAAAUCAAAGAUCGUGAAUUGAAGACUGUUAAGACGGAAUUUGCGUCUACCCAGGCCGCUUGGGAGGCAGAAAGGCACAUCACGGCAACUCUUAGGCAGACAGUUGCGGAGCAGUCCGCUGCUCACCUGGCUCUGGAAACCCAGACAAACGCUUUGAAAGCAAGAAGCGAUGGACUUGAAGGCAAUGUGUACGAGAUGCACAGCACGAUUCAGAAAUUGCGAGAGGAAUUGGCGGAAGCGCAGCACAAGCAACAAGCCGCGGAAACCCAACUCAUCACUGAAGAGACAAUCCGGCGAAAGUUGCACAAUCAGAUUCAGGAGCUGAAGGGCAAUAUCCGCGUUUUCUGUCGUGUCCGCCCACCUUUGGAGAAGGAACUUGGCAUGGAAGGAGGCUUAGUGGAGAUGAAGAUGGAGGAUCAAGAUAGUGAAGGUAAGGAGAUUGAGCUUGUUGGAACCGAAGAGAAGACGGCCAUGGGUGGUGUCAAGGCUGCCAAGUCUUGGCCGUUUUCAUUUGACAAGGUGUUCAAUGCUGCCAGCGCCAAUCAGGAGGUCUUUGAAGAAAUCAGUCAAUUGGUCCAGUCGGCUCUUGAUGGAUACAAUGUUUGCAUCUUCGCCUAUGGACAGACUGGUUCGGGUAAGACAUACACCAUGUCCAGUGACGAUGGUAUGAUCCCACGCGCCGUUCACCAAAUCUACUCGACGGCCGAGGCACUUCGCAAUAAGGGCUGGACAUACACUAUGGAAGGCCAGUUCCUUGAAAUUUACAACGAGACCAUCAACGACUUGCUUGGUAAAGCAGAAGAGUUCGACAAGAAGAAACACGAGAUCCGUCACGACAAGGGCACCACGAUCGUCACCGAUCUCACUAGUGUUCCGCUCGAUACUCCGGGACGCGUGGCAACUUUGUUGAAACGCGCCAGUAACAACCGUUCUGUUGCGGCGACGCAUGCGAACGAGCGCUCUUCGCGUUCUCACAGUGUCUUCAUGUUGCACCUGCGCGGCACGAACUCCGUCACCGGCGAAAAGAGCCAAGGCACAUUGAACUUGAUUGAUUUAGCCGGAAGUGAACGCUUGAAUCACAGUGGAAGCUUCACAGGGGAUAGGCUCAAAGAAACACAAGCUAUCAACAAGAGUUUGAGUUGCUUGGGAGACGUCAUUUACGCCCUGGGCAGUGGCAAGGAAGGAGGUCAUGUUCCGUACAGAAAUUCCAAGGCAGGAAACAAAUGGUUGACAUAUCUUCUGCAAAACUCUCUUGGUGGAAACUCUAAGACACUCAUGUUCGUGAACAUCUCUCCGUUGCAGCAGCAUCUGAACGAGACAUUGUGUUCUUUGAGAUUCGCGACUAAGGUCAACUCUACCAGCAUUGGCGUGCCGAAGAAGAGGAUGAUUAAUGCCUGA
Saitoella complicata NRRL Y-17804 is the source of this 2460-nucleotide messenger RNA. RefSeq names its product kinesin-domain-containing protein. The record is from RefSeq and is a predicted model, not a curated record. The coding region runs from base 1 to 2460 and encodes 819 amino acids. The transcript is spliced from 3 exons. Lineage: Eukaryota; Fungi; Ascomycota; Saitoellomycetes; Saitoellales; Saitoellaceae. Gene Ontology annotation, molecular function: ATP binding; microtubule binding; microtubule motor activity. Gene Ontology annotation, biological process: microtubule-based movement.